Messenger RNA from Echinostoma caproni, 828 nucleotides. The record is from the annotation of a GenBank genome assembly. Lineage: Eukaryota; Metazoa; Platyhelminthes; Trematoda; Plagiorchiida; Echinostomatidae.
AUGCAGCUGAUUUGCGGCUAUCACCAUCAAAUUCAUCAUCCUGGGCAUCGCGCUCAAUGCUCCUAUGGGAUCGUACACGAAGUCCGCGAAUUGGUUCUCCAUCGACAUCCGUUUUGCUCAAGGUGCAAUUCUCAUUUUCGCACUCAGAAUGCAUUUAUUGAUCACUGGUACAAACCAAACACUUCCUGUCCUUCCCCUUUUCUCCUCACGCGUUUCAACGAGGAUACGCAUGACGUAAACGAAGUACCUCCGGACCACAUCAUUGAAAUCCGCUGCGGUACGUGUGGUGUACACAUCGAUCGUGUCACACCGGUGUUUACGAAUGGGCACUACGCAUUGCCGAAAACGCUAAGACGCAAACGCAAGCGCAUCGGUAAUGGCCAUAUAAUCACAUAUCCUACUGUUUUUGAACAGUUCCGGGAUUUUCUGCACUCCUGGUCCCGACUUUGUGUCAAUCACGCUUAUCUACACAUGGAUGGAAAUCGUUCUGGUUGCUCGUCUGAAUGCACAUUAAUGAUCCGCUUCGUGAUUAUCGAUAAAUCCAAAGUGAUCACAGUGCCGUCAUUUGUAAAUGAAUCUGAUGAUCUGCUGUUACAAUUCUGUCUGGAAGAAUGUCAACGUCUAUUUAAUUAUUUAAAACUGUUCCGCACAGGAAGGAAAGCGUUGCUACGUCAAACUAAACUAACUUUGAAAGAAUUGUGUGAAAUGACAAAAAUGGAUUCCAGUUUUUGUAAAAUUAACCCAUCGUGUUGCAAGAAAUCGCCCACAACGGAUCCCAUACCAUCAACUUCCAAACAGAAUCAACCCACUCCAUUUUUUAUGUCAUAG